Molecule: messenger RNA, 1347 nt
Organism: Alligator sinensis (Chinese alligator)
Lineage: Eukaryota; Metazoa; Chordata; Crocodylia; Alligatoridae
Gene: SLC35F3
Product: solute carrier family 35 member F3
Exons: 7
Coding region: 1-1275 (424 amino acids)
Biological process (GO): thiamine transport
Cellular component (GO): membrane
Source: RefSeq, a predicted model, not a curated record
AUGAAGAAGCACUCGGCCAGGGUGGCCCCGCUCAGCGCCUGCAACAGCCCCGUGCUCACCCUCACCAAGGUGGAAGGGGAUGAGCGCUCCCGGGAAUCUCCAGCCCCAGCAGAAGCACAAGUGCAAGCUGGGGUGGAAGGCAGUGGAAGAGUGAAUCGCUGCUGUUGGAAAUGCUCUGUGACCCAACUGAAGAAAUUUUUCUGGGGAGUGGCAAUGGUCCUGGGGGUCUGCUCUUCCUGGUCAGGUUCAACGCAGCUGGCAAAACUGACCUUUCAGAAAUUUGACGCACCCUUUACUCUGACAUGGUUUGCAACAAACUGGAACUUUUUAUUCUUUCCUUUGUAUUAUAUUGGACAUGUUUUUAAGUCAGCUGAAAAGCAAACUCCAAAGCAAAGGUACAGGGAGUGCUGCCAAUUUUUUGGAGACAAUGGCUUGACUCUGAAGGCUUUUUUUACCAAGGCAGCACCCUUUGGUGUUCUUUGGACACUCACAAACUACCUAUAUUUACAUGCAAUAAAGAAAAUAAACACGACGGAUGUCUCCGUGCUGUUCUGCUGCAACAAAGCUUUUGUGUUCUUGCUGUCAUGGAUUGUUCUCAGGGACAGGUUCAUGGGAGUGAGGAUUGUGGCUGCUAUAUUUGCUAUCGCAGGGAUAGUCAUGAUGACUUAUGCGGAUGGAUUCCACAGUCAUUCAGUUAUUGGAAUAGCACUUGUUGUGGGAUCUGCCUCAAUGUCUGCUCUUUAUAAGGUUCUGUUCAAACUUCUCCUGGGAAGCGCUAAAUUUGGAGAAGCGGCCUUAUUCUUGUCUGUAUUGGGUAUCUUCAAUGUCCUUUUCGUCACUUGUAUUCCUGUCAUUCUUUACUUUACCAAAGUGGAAUACUGGAGCGGUUUUGAUGUCAUUCCUUGGGGAAACCUUUGUGGAUUUUCAAUUCUCUUAUUGACAUUCAAUAUUAUAUUAAAUUUUGGAAUUGCUAUUACAUAUCCCACAUUGAUAUCUCUUGGAAUCGUACUGAGUGUACCUGUAAAUGCAGUUGUUGAUCACUACACGAGUGAAAUUGUCUUCAACAGUGUCCGUGUAAUUGCCAUCAUCAUCAUCGGCCUGGGCUUCCUCCUGCUGCUUUUACCAGAGGAAUGGGAUGUCUGGCUAAUGAAAAUCCUCACUCACCUCAAAGUGCGGAAGAAGGAAGAAAUCCCCGAGGGGAAUGGAGACAUCAUUUCAGGACUGCCGAACAAAAGCAGGAGAACCCGCCCCUCCAUGUCAUCCUUCACCCAUUAAUGUUAUUUUUACUGAAUCUCUGUAAUUAACAUUGUAUGCUAUGUUUCAAAGAUAUUUUCUUGCAAAGAAGCA